Cavenderia fasciculata is the source of this 2271-nucleotide messenger RNA. RefSeq names its product ATP-dependent DNA helicase (gene ku80). Gene Ontology annotation, molecular function: double-stranded DNA binding; DNA helicase activity; telomeric repeat DNA binding. Bases 1 to 2271 code for a protein of 756 amino acids. Gene Ontology annotation, biological process: telomere maintenance; double-strand break repair via nonhomologous end joining; cellular response to gamma radiation. The record is from RefSeq and is a predicted model, not a curated record. Gene Ontology annotation, cellular component: Ku70:Ku80 complex; nucleus. NCBI's taxonomy places the organism in Eukaryota, Evosea, Eumycetozoa, Acytosteliales, Cavenderiaceae. The transcript has 4 exons.
AUGACUACAGUACCAACUAAAGAAGCUCUAGUAGUUAUAUUAGAUAUAGGGUUGGGAAUGCAUAAACAUCACCGAUCGGUUGGUGGCGGUGGAAUAUCAUCAUCGUCAUCUUCAUUGUCAUCACAAUCACAACACCUACUACAAUCAGCAAACAAUACAUCUCCGAUUGAUGAAGCUUUGAAAGCAGCUACUCUUCUAUUUCAACAGAAGCUUAUAUACGGUAAAAAGGAUGAGUUGGGAUUAGUACUGAUCGGCACCAAAGAGACAAAUAAUAGUUUACAAAAGGAUGGUUAUCAACACAUCACAACUGCAUGUAAUAUAGAAGAACCAAAAGUAGAAACACUUAGAUUUCUAGAAUCAAUUCAACCUGGUGAAUCUAGAGGUGAUGUAAUUGAUUCAUUAAUUGUUGCAAUGGACAUGUUAAUACACAAGACUGAAAAGAAGAAAUUUCAAAAGAGAAUAUUCUUGGUAACCAAUGCAAGCGAUCCAAUCAACAAGGAUGAUUUAUCAAUUCUACAACAACAAUUUAAAAAUACUGAUGUUAAAUUAAAUGUUGUAGGAGUUGAUUUUACAGAUGAAGAAGAUUUAGAAAACAAGAUACAAUUAACGGAAAAGGAAAAGAAUGAAGUGUUUUUGAGAAGGUUUGUGCAAUCGGUCAAUGGUAUAUUGGUGCCGGUUAAACAGGCAUUGGAGAUUAUGAGCUUCUUUAGAUCACAGUCUGUGCUCUCGAGAACAGGGUUUAGAGGUGUGUUGGAGAUUAGUACAGAGUUUGGAAUACCUGUUUGGGGAUACUUGCGCACCAAGAUACAGACAUUACCAACACUUAAAAAGGUGUCGACGGUGGCGCAGCAGGCCGACAACCCUGCAUCGCUUGAAGUCAAGCAAGAGAAGCUGCAUUAUAGUAUAACUGACCCCGACAAGGAGAUUCUCGAUCACGACCUACUCAAAGGAUACAAAUAUGGAAAGUCGAUCAUUCCCUACUCCAAGAUUGAUAUUGAAGCACUCAAACUUAGUGCCAGCAAGUGUUUAAAGACACUUGGGUUUGCGCCAGCUUCACAUAUCCCUCUGCACCACCUGAUGGGCCAGACUGAAGUGCUCGUCGCACCACCAGGCGACCAAGAAGCUGCUCUAGCGCUGUCUGGCAUUAUCCACGCGUUGGCAGAGACUGACCAAGUCAUCAUUGUGCGGUUUGUCAAGCGUAGCAACUGCUCACCGUAUCUUGGCUACUUGUACCCACACAUCAAGGCUAAUUACGAGUGUCUCUAUUUCAAUCCGUUGCCAUUUAUCGAUGACAUUCGUCAUUACCAAUUCCCACCCAUCUCACCCAAGAAUCCCCAAUGUAAAAAACAGUAUCAACCAACAGCCGACCAACUCAACGCUGCACACAGUCUCAUAGAAUCGAUGGAUCUCAUGACAGCAGACGAGGAUGAUGAAGGACAGCCCAUGCCAUCCCUCCGUCCAAAAUACACCUACAACCCAUCACUCCAACACUUUUUCCAAUGUCUUCAUCAUCGUGCACUUCAUCCAAAAACACCUCUCCCCUCACUCGAUCCACUCAUCUCUAAAUACAUCAAUCCCGACGAAAACAUACUCGAACGUGCUUCCGAUGCAAUCAAAGACUUUCACUCGAAAUUUACACUUACCAAAGUCAACAAUUUCAAAUCUGAUCACAAGUAUCGUUGGAAAGAUGGAAUGUUGAUUGAAGAAGAAAUUAAAUUGGAUUCAUAUAUUGGUCAAGAUGAUGAUGGUUCUAAAAAGAAACGUAAAGCUGAUGAUUUAGCUGAUUAUUCUUUAGAUAAACUUGUAUCAGGAUAUGUAAAUGAAGUUGGAUCAAUUAAUCCAGUUCAAAACUUUAAAGAUAUGUUGGCAAGAAGAGAUAUUGAUUUGGUAGACAAGGCAAUUAAUUUGAUGAGAAGUAGAAUUGUACAAUUGGUCAAUGAUUCAUUAAAAGAUCAAUUCUAUCAAAAGGCAUUGGAAUGUGUAGUGGCUCUAAGACAAGGUUGUAUCAAAGAGUCUGAAUCAGAUGCAUUCAACACUUUUCUACAAGAGUUGCGAGACUAUUUUGAAUCCAAGAAACGUGAUGACUUUUGGCAAUUAUUGGUCACAUGGAAGAUCACGUUGAUCAACGACCAAGAAAGUGACACCUCGAGUGUCAGUGAAGAAGAAUCAAAGAAAUUCCUUGGUGUCAAACCUAAACCAGUUCAACCACUUCAAGCACCAUCCAACAACAAAGGUGACACUGUCGAUGAUUUGUUUGACCAAAUCGAAUAA